AUGCCUGUCCGCCCGCACCCAGACGCAUUUGUCUGCCUCCCCAUGACCACAUCUCACACCAAAAUCAUCAAAUCAAACACAUGCUCAUCCCCCGUCUCACAGCUCCCCCAGAUGACAAGCACAAGGUUACUCCGACCAGACAUCUCCAUCCAAACAUUUUCAUCAUCUACCCACACGCACAUCCCAUCCAUGUACGCAUUCGUUUCAACCCCCACCGCCUCCGUCUCCGGCCAAGCCCAUCGCCAGACUCCAUCCCAAACAAAUCACGAAAAUCAUCGUCCCAUGCCACUUACUUCCCGUCUCACAACUUAA
Molecule: messenger RNA, 312 nt
Organism: Pochonia chlamydosporia 170
Lineage: Eukaryota; Fungi; Ascomycota; Sordariomycetes; Hypocreales; Clavicipitaceae
Exons: 1
Coding region: 1-312 (103 amino acids)
Source: RefSeq, a predicted model, not a curated record